AUGCCCUCUUCUGCGACUCUGCUCACCGAGCGCUUCGACGACUUGCUCUCUCGUCGCGCAUACCCCAAAACCAUCUGCCCCUCUGAGGUCGCACGGUCUUUGUCUGCAAGCGAGCUCCAGAGCCUGGGCGUGGGCGAGUGGCGCGAUCUCAUGCCCCGUCUUCGUGAUUUGGCGUUCGAGCUGCGAGACGGCGGACACGUUGAGAUCUUACAGCGCGGGGAGGUAGUUGGUCCAGACAGAGGGGAAAUGGACGUUAGAGGUCCCAUCAGGAUCAGGCUCAGGCUCAUGCCCAGGCCC
Cladophialophora carrionii CBS 160.54 is the source of this 297-nucleotide messenger RNA. RefSeq lists its product as uncharacterized. The annotation marks the transcript as partial. The transcript has a single exon. The record is from RefSeq and is a predicted model, not a curated record. NCBI's taxonomy places the organism in Eukaryota, Fungi, Ascomycota, Eurotiomycetes, Chaetothyriales, Herpotrichiellaceae.